UAGUAAACAUUGGUCUCACAGACAGACAGUACAAGUGCAAUUAAAUUUGUGAAAUAACUAGUGUUUCUCGAUUUUGAGUAGUUUUAUUUUAAUAUAUAGGUAUAUUUGUUGUGAAUUCAAUGUAAAGUGAAAUAUGUCGUGGUUUCAAGAUUUAGCUGGGAAAGCAGAAACUAUUUUAACGAAAAUUGAUCAAAAUGCAGCUACAGUGCUACAACAGCCGUCUCGCUUGCCUGAGGAAAAUGCUGAUGUGGAUGUUUUAGAUCAGCUAGUAGAAGUAACAAGCGAUCUGGAUAAUUCAAAUACAAAUGUGUCAAUUAAUAUCACAAAACCUCCAUUGGUUAAAAUUACGUCACUUGGUACUAAACCAUCUGCAAAAGACUCAAUUAAAUCCUCAUACGAAAAAGGAUUAGAAGAUGAUGGGACCGACCUUGAAAGUGUUUCUGUAAAAUCAGAAAAACUUACUUCAUCGCGUCGAAGCUCAUUUGGCUCGAAAAAGGAUGGGACAGUGGUCGAGUUUGUUGCCCAGUCUGCCCGCAAUAACAUAAUGACAAAUAAUUUGUCCGUAGAAAAAGAAUUGGCUGCUACAAAAAUCAUUCUCGCGCAAAUAAAGUCAGAGAGAGAUGAGUUGAAAAGCGAACUUGACGGUAUUCAGUCACAGUUUUCGAUCUCGGAUGUUAAGACAAAACUAGAAAAGUUAGAAACACAGUACCAAGUUCUACUUGAAGAAAAAAAUGAGCUGUGUAAAAAGCUUUCAAAUGCAGAGGAAACUAAUGGAAAGUACAUAAAAUCGAUUUCUGAAUUGGAAUCAAUAGUAUCGAAACAUUUGCAAAUCGAACAGGAGUUGAAACAGAAAUUGGAAAUGGCCAAUAUGGAAACAAAUAGCGCUACCAUGGAAUUACAACAAUAUCGUAUUAGAGCUCAUGCUACCUUGCAAUUAAAAGAGCAAAUGAUUGAGCAGCUUAAAAACAAUCAAACGCUAGAUGGAAUUGAAGAUGAUAAUAAACCAAAUCAGAUUGUUCUAAUAGAACUUGAGCAACUAAGAAGAGAGAAGCAUGGUCUUCUAGAGGAAAUUAUUUCUGCAAAUAAAAAGUACGAUAAUUCAAAAGCUUUCUGGCAGAACAUGGAAUGCCAACUUAAGGAAACAAUACGUAGAAUGGAAGAAAAAAAUGAUGAUUUGCAACGUAAUGUCAGCGUCCAAUCAACAAAGGCACUACAAGUAGAAGAUGAUCUGAAUAUUCGACAAAAGGAACUUAUAUCCACUAGGGAAGAGAUUGCAAAACAGCGAACUGCGUUUUCUUUAAAAAUUCACGAAAAAGAAACAGAAAUUGCGAAAUUACGCAGCCAAAUUCAGAAGCUUCCAUCAAGUCCUGCGGCGGACCUUGAACAGCGUUUAAACUCACUAACGCAAUCGUUAGUGCACAAGCAAACAACAUUAGAAACAAUUACGGCUGAGCGGAACGCUCUUCGGCUUCAGUUGGAGAAAUUGGAGACCCAAUACCGUAGCACAGUUUCACAAGUUCGACAACAGCGUGUACCCUACAUGAGUUCUAAUGAAACAGAUGACGCUAAAUCUCAAGUGCCAAAUUUUAUGGUGGAAAACCCAUUUGACAACAAAGUAGCUAGGAGAGUUAAAAGGGCGUAUUCUUCGUUAGAUUCCGCAGGCAUAAGACUGGGAGUAUUUAUGCGCCGUUAUCCAUUGAUACGCAUUAUGGUUAUUAUAUACGUUGCAAUUCUACAUUUAUGGGUAAUGUUUGUCUUGUUAUCAUCCACUCCGUCUUAAAUAAAAAGAGUAAAAUGCAAAAC
This is a messenger RNA of Sabethes cyaneus, 1803 nucleotides long. RefSeq names its product golgin-84 (gene Golgin84). The record is from RefSeq and is a predicted model, not a curated record. NCBI's taxonomy places the organism in Eukaryota, Metazoa, Arthropoda, Insecta, Diptera, Culicidae. Gene Ontology annotation, cellular component: Golgi membrane; Golgi cisterna. The transcript has 4 exons. The coding region runs from base 134 to 1780 and encodes 548 amino acids. Gene Ontology annotation, biological process: Golgi organization; retrograde transport, vesicle recycling within Golgi.